CCUGCCUGCCUGCCCAGUGUCUCACUGCCUUGUUGUUUUUACUCUCUCUCUCUCUCUGUCUCUCUCUCUCUCACACACACACACCUCUUCACAUGUAACGCACGUUUCUCUUUCCAUGGUCUUCAAAACCCCAUACUUUUCUAUGCUGUAACCUCCGAAAGCAAGAUUUCUUGUGGAGAUUGCCCUUGACUUGGUAAUGUACGGUGUGAGUGAUGAAAAACUUUGUAUUUUUGUUUGGUGAGCUGAAACCAACCUGAUAAUUUUAAAUUUUUGACCCACACUGUUCAUUUGUGUGCUUGUUCGUUGUGUUUGGUUCAGAAUUUUCUAGGGUUUUUCCAAAGUUUCUAUCCUUAUGUUAGUUCUAAAGAUUACUUUACUGUUGAUGGUGGUCCUUUCCUUGCAUUUACAUUUUGUGUUCUGGGUCAUGUGCAUUUCAGUAUCUUUAGCCUUCUAAAAACAUAUAUUUUGUUAUGUGGAUUUGAGUGAUAGUGAUGGUUUUUUGAAUUUGUUGCUGUAAGUUAAAAAGAUAGUCUCAUUUCAAGGUUUAUUAGAGUUUUGAUUGGUUUGUUUGGUUUUUUCUUUCUGGGUUUUGUUUUUGUUUGAUGAGGCUUGAUUGUGAGUGGUAAUUCGGGUCAUGCCUGACUGGGUUUGGGUUGGUAAAGGCUUAGGAGAAUUGAAAGAGCUGCAGUUGGUGCUCUGAGGUAGUUGUGAGAUAUGGUAUUGUAAUUCAUUUUUUAGUUUCCAAAGAGAUGGUGUUAGGUCCUGAUUCUAUCAACGUGGCUGAUUGGACUGUGGGAAAAUCAAAGUUAAAGAAGAAGAAAGAUGGUGAAGCUGAGGAAAGUGGAUGUUGGAUUAAGUUUAGGUUCAUUGGGAGCUGCAUUUCUUCAAGAACAAGGGUUGAUAGCUCCAUAAGUGGCACUAGCACACAAUAUGCGGAAAGCAAAACAACAAAUGAUUCCAGUAGAGACCAACCAGCUGUUCAAGUGGGAUCAUCCUCGAGCACUAGCAAUGUUGAAAGUUCUCCAUCUACUCCCAAUAUCGGCGAGGAAAUUAAAGUUUCCUCUCAGCUUCGAAAAUUCUCCUUUAAUGAGCUCAAAUCAGCAACAAGGAAUUUUAGGCCUGAGAGUAUUCUUGGCGAGGGAGGGUUUGGUUGCGUAUUCAAAGGUUGGAUUAAUGAGAAUGGAACUGCUCCAGUGAAACCUGGCACAGGGCUAUCUGUUGCUGUAAAAACUCUCAACCAUGAUGGACUUCAGGGACAUAAAGAAUGGCUUGCUGAAGUUAAUUAUCUCGGUGACCUUCUUCAUCCUAAUUUGGUUAAAUUAAUUGGCUAUUGCAUUGAGGAAGAUCAAAGACUUCUAGUCUAUGAGUUUAUGCCUCGAGGAAGCUUGGAGAAUCACCUCUUUAGAAGAUCCCUGCCUCUUCCCUGGUCUGUCAGAAUGAAAGUACUGCUUGGCGCUGCAAAGGGCCUUACCUUUCUUCAUGAGGAAGCUGAACGGCCAGUGAUAUAUCGAGAUUUCAAAACAUCUAAUAUCCUACUAGAUGCAGACUACAAUGCCAAGCUUUCUGAUUUUGGACUUGCCAAAGAUGGUCCAGAAGGGGACAAGACUCAUGUAUCUACCCGCGUCAUGGGAACAUAUGGUUACGCAGCCCCCGAGUAUGUAAUGACAGGUCAUCUCACAUCCAAGAGUGAUGUCUAUAGCUUUGGGGUUGUUUUACUUGAAAUGUUGACUGGUCGAAGAUCCAUGGACAAACACCGACCAAAUGGUGAGCAUAAUCUGGUGGAAUGGGCACAGCCACACCUAGGGGAGAGGAGAAGAUUCUACAGAAUGAUAGACCCUCGUCUUGAAGGACGCUUCUCCAUCAAAGGUGCUCAGAAGGCAAUCCAAUUGGCUGCACACUGCCUUAACCGUGACCCCAAAGCCAGACCUCUGAUGAGUGAUGUAGUUGAAGCCCUAAAGCCUCUGCCUUACCUCAAGGACAUGGCCUGUUCUUCAUCGUACUUUCAAGCCAUGCAAUCAGAACGAGGCAGCUCCAAUCCAAGCGCUCAGAAUGGAAAUAGAGUGCGGCCAGGGUUUUCUAGGAAUAUGCAACCAACAAAGAGCUUCCCCAAAUUCAAUGGUCAUCAUGGUAACAGUUAUUACUGGUCACCCGUUCCUAAAGCAGGAGAACCAUAGCAUUGAGUCCAUGUCCUUUCUUUUUCAACCCCUUUCAUUUCCUUGAAUGAUAGUAUUGGUUAAAGAUCAUACUUGGGACCUUGAAAGGCCUUAUGGGGUGUUUUUGGAAGAUAAUGCGGGAUGUUCCUUCUUUCCUUUUUCCUUUUUGAGAGGAUGGUAGUCUGAGACGCUACUGUUGAUUGUGCAAUGUUUUGUUUCUGUAGUUUCAUCGUUUUUUGUAGGUUGGAAAUGCCCUGACCAAACUACAUUCAGCUUUGGAAU
Molecule: messenger RNA, 2435 nt
Organism: Populus euphratica (Euphrates poplar)
Lineage: Eukaryota; Viridiplantae; Streptophyta; Magnoliopsida; Malpighiales; Salicaceae
Product: probable receptor-like protein kinase At5g15080
Exons: 6
Coding region: 750-2174 (474 amino acids)
Biological process (GO): protein phosphorylation
Molecular function (GO): ATP binding; protein kinase activity
Source: RefSeq, a predicted model, not a curated record